AUGGACCUCGUGAACGCGGUCCUGCGGCGCCCAGGGCGCGCCGUUGCUUUUGUUUUGUGCACAUGGGCGGGCGCAUGGAGUGUGUAUUAUGUGUUUCAAGAGAGUCACAGGUGCCUCGCGCUCCAGAAGCGCCGGAAGCGCCAUCCUCUGCGCACUCGCUCUCACGAAAACGACGCGGAGUGGUUCGGUCAGGCGGAUCAACUAGAGCGCAAGCACAUCCCGAAACGGUUCGGAACGUUGACAUUCCUUGGCCGCUACCUGAAUGUCACGCCAGAAUGGCGCGAACAGGGCUUAUGGGAGUGGGUCUGGUGGAAAUUGGUCCACACCGCCCUCUAUCACGGCCGCUUUGGCUGGGACGGAGGCCUGGCGCGCGACCAGGCCACGGAAGAGGGCCGCAAACGCAUCGAGGAGCUGCUUCCUGUUGUCCCGCUGGAUUCCAACCGGCUUUGGAGUACAAAGAGCGACGACAAGGCGGGAUUGACGCACGUGUCGCACGACGGCAUCACAUAUACGUGUACCUGUAUUAUCCAGCUCCAAGGCGUGACCUUCCUGACGGACCCCGUCUUUGGCGAGCAGCCGCUGGAAAGUGUCAUGAGUCCGAAGCGCAUGCGGCCCAUGCCUUGUGCGAUUGAAGACCUAGUCCAAAGCGGCUCGAUCGAUUUUAUCCUGCUCUCCCACAACCACUUUGAUCACCUCGACUUGAGAAUCAUCCCCCAAAUUGCGCCGGAAACGCAGUGGAUUGUUCCGACCGGCGUCGCUCCUCUGCUGGUAAAGAGCGGCGUGAAUCCCAACCACAUUCAUUCGCUGGGCUGGUGGGACGAUGGCACCUACACGUGCGAAGUCGGUGUGCCCGCGUCCCACGAGCCGACGCGCGUUUCUCUAGCGGUGGAUAUCACCGCGGUGCCGGCGAGCCACUGGAGCGCACGGACCUUGCUGGAUACCAAUGCGAGUCUGUGGAACUCGUACGUGGUGCGGCUCAACGACCGCCACCACCUCCCCGGUGCAUUCUUUUUCUGUGGAGACUCCGGGUACAGUCCGACGCUGUACCAAUCCAUUGGGCGGAUGUAUGGCCCCUUUGACCUGGCUACGAUCCCGAUAGGCUCCUACGAGCCACGCUGGCACCUGAGUCUACAGCACAUGGACCCCCAUGGCUCGGUGCACGUCGCGCAAGACAUUGGCGCGCGGCACAGCUUUGGCAUGCACUGGGGCACAUGGUCGAUGAGCGAUGAGCACUGGGAUGACCCUCCCAAAGACUUGGCCAAGGCGCUCGAGGCCGAAAAGCUCCCCAGCUCGUUUCUGCGCACGGUGCCGUUUGGCGAGACGUUUCGUAUUCCUAUGUAG
Molecule: messenger RNA, 1341 nt
Organism: Malassezia japonica
Lineage: Eukaryota; Fungi; Basidiomycota; Malasseziomycetes; Malasseziales; Malasseziaceae
Product: N-acetylphosphatidylethanolamine-hydrolyzing phospholipase D
Exons: 4
Coding region: 1-1341 (446 amino acids)
Biological process (GO): N-acylethanolamine metabolic process; N-acylphosphatidylethanolamine metabolic process
Cellular component (GO): cytoplasm; membrane-bounded organelle
Molecular function (GO): N-acylphosphatidylethanolamine-specific phospholipase D activity
Source: RefSeq, a predicted model, not a curated record